Pseudophryne corroboree (corroboree frog) is the source of this 1690-nucleotide messenger RNA. RefSeq names its product coiled-coil domain containing 137 (gene CCDC137). Gene Ontology annotation, cellular component: nucleus. The record is from RefSeq and is a predicted model, not a curated record. NCBI's taxonomy places the organism in Eukaryota, Metazoa, Chordata, Amphibia, Anura, Myobatrachidae. The coding region runs from base 437 to 1252 and encodes 271 amino acids. The transcript is spliced from 8 exons.
UGAUUGUAUGGUCUGCCACAGUCUGGAUGUAUCAAGCGCUGAAAGCACAUGACCCUGAUCACAGUGAGAACGAGAAGAUCCCCGGGCAACGUUGUAUAUGUCACUGCCUGUGCAGGAGUACAGCGCACAGGGAUUGCCUCUGUAAUGCACACUGUUUUAUGUCCAAGGUCCUGGCACAGACGCUCAGUUAAUAGGUGUCAAUUUUGUGACCCAAGACUCAUUAACCCUUGCAAAACUGAAUGAUCUGAAUAAGAAGCUGGCGUUCGAAUAAGAAGCUAGAGCUUGAAUAAGAAGUGAAUAAGAAGCUGGCCGAAUAAGAAGCUAACUUCAGCAUCGUCACAUACCAUAUGUAGCUAUCCGGCACUAAGGGUGAACAGUAGCAGCGUGCUCAGAGUUGGCAGCACUGUACCUGACUACUACUACAUACACACGUGUGAUGGGGAAGAAGCAGGGUAAUAAACCCGUGGCAGGUUCCUCUCGCCCUGGUGUGGGCGCUGGGCAGCUUCGCAGACAUGAAAAGAAGAUGACGAAUUCUAGGCCAAAAAACUUGGAUAGCCAGGAAAUCCCCUUCAAGCUUCGUGAAAUCAUGAAGAGUAGGAUGGAUAUGAACAAACCAAGAAAAAAGAAGAAGCGAAUGUCAGCACCAAAGCAAGGGCCACACAAUGAAGAGUUACAGACAGACAUUCAGGUCCCCAAGUUCAAGAGAAGAAAGCGUGAAUCAGUGGGUGCUUAUCUUCAUCGUAUGAACCAAGAAACUCAGCAUGUCAUCUUCCUCAGCAAGAAUCAGCUGGACCGUCUCCCAGAGCAGGAUUUGGAUGACAAAGGCGAGGUCAUUAAUGAGGAGGUUACCAAGGAGGAGGGCACUAAGAAGAAGUCUCAGAAGAAGAAUGCUUUUGAACAAAGGCGGUUAAAUAAAGUUUUGAAGAAGAAAGAGGAAAAGAAAGAAACUCGUUUAGAACAAGACAUGUUCAAAGACACAGUGAUGUUUGGGGAAGUGGCGAUGCAACCACCAUCUCUCACUGUUAAGCCUAGGAAAAGUGUGGCUGUAACUAAGCCUGGAGAGAAAAAGCUUCUCUUGAAAAAGCUUUUUGAUAAAGGAGGCAGCCCAUCUCACGCCCCUGCUAUGUCCUUAGCCAGAAAGAAACUGUUAGAAGAUGAGCGAGAGCGAGUCAUACAGGCUUACCGUGACCUAAAGAAGAAAAGAACGGAGCAAGCCACAGACAUGAAACUGUCCAAACCUCACCAUACAUGAGGUCACAUGAAUUCAGUGCAGACUGUAUUAUUUGCAGUUGUAGUAGCUGAAUAACCGUAACACAGCGAUGGGCCGUAUUUGGGUGUCUACCUGGGCUGGAUGCAGAUUUUUAGACCCAUGAAUGGGUGUUGAUAAUUUGUCAAGGUCAGAUAAUGAAGAAGUGGGUCUAUUCCUGGAGAAGGGAUCUAUAUCUAGAGCUACAAAAUGAACUCGUUGUUUGUCUUUGCCUUCAAUGAAAACACAGUACAUAUCACUUGACUGCUUUUUGAAGUAAUACUUGACCUGGUGUAUUUGAGCAGAUGUUUUACUGAAAAUGCAAAAUGUUUAUUAUUCCAUACUUCCAUGAUACAUCAUAUAUGUAAAUGGCAAUUUUAUAUAUAAAGUCUACUUUUGCUUUCUUUGUAUAGUUCUGAAAUAUAUUCUUCAUGGAGAGUGAAA